CUGGACGAGCAAUUGGGCACGAGCGCGAGCAAGGAGGUAAAUACCUACUGGAAGGUGGCUGCGAGAGGAACGGUGAAGGACACGGAGUUGAACCUAAGGGUGGCACCAUGGACUCUCAUCAGCAGCAGUUCUGCCUCAAGUGGAACAGUUUCGGCAGCAAUCUAGCAACGACGUUCUCGAAUUUAUUCAAAAGCGAAAGUCUCACCGACGUCAUCCUGUUCUGCGAGGGAGUUACGUUCAAGGCGCACAGGCUAAUCCUCGCGGCAUGCAGCAAGCACUUUCAGGAGCUUUUUGAAGGAAUGCCGCCUUCUCCCGCGGGAUUGAUCGUUAUUCUCGAUGGGACGAGUGCCCACAACAUGGCGUCCCUCCUCGAAUUCAUGUACCGUGGAGAGGUACAUGUGUCCCAGGAAUCCCUCAGCUCCUUCCUCAAGGCAGCUGAAUGCCUUCAAGUUAAGGGUCUAUCGAUCAUUGAGCACGAGAAACUGGCGGUGGAGCAGAGGCACGCCGCGGAGGGCAGCAACACCUCCGCGGAUGCUGAGAGCAACAGCGGUGGCGGGGGCAACGGAGGCAACGGCGUCGGCGGCGGCGGCGGCGGCGGCGGCGGUGGCAAUGGUAGCGUCGGAGGUAGCGUCGGUAGCGGUAGCGUCGGCGGUACCAUCGGCAACGGGGGCGGCGGUGGUGGCGUCGCUGAUAUGAGCGACAUGAGCGAGUCGGGUGAAGCCACCAUGGUCAAGAAUAUCAUGAAGAGAACCGCGUCGUCGCCCCCUCCGGAGUACUCUAUGCCCAACGUGUACUCCAGCUCGCACUACUACGACAGCCCGCCGAAGAAGCUGAUGAGAUCGCCGAGCGACGUCGAUACGCUGGGAAGAGCGAGCGUGUUGCGCGACGGCGCUGCCUUCCGACCGGCGUCCGCCCCGCAUCCACUCCUGUUGGAGAACCACUUUUACCAACCGUUCACUCAUCCCUCCGAACCUUCUUUGCAUCCCCACACCGCGCCACACACGCCCACGGAAUUGGAACAGCAGUUGGAACGAGCGCGGUCCGAGGAACGCAGCAACUGUGAUCUCAAGGAAAACGUUGCCGAAGAUCUUCGAAUAAAACAGGAGCCAAUGGAGUUGACCGAUCGGGAGAGGACGGAGAAGCUGGCGGAGAGAUUGUCGAGGCGGGAUGACGAGGUUUAUCCCGGACGGAGGUUUGACGCGGGCUCGUACAGACCGAACUCGGAUCAUCUGUCGCACGGUGCACAGCUGGGUCCGACGAUGGUCCCGAUGCCGGCGGCUCAUCCGCCGACUCCCGAUCAGAGUCCCGCCGCGCCUACCACGCCCGCCUCUAUGUGGAACAUGAAGAUCAACAAGGCCGCCACUGUCUCUACUGUCGACGGCGGUAGGAAACUGAAGUGCCCCUACUGCGAGAGAUUAUACGGCUACGAGACGAAUCUACGCGCUCACGUACGGCAGCGUCACCAGGGCAUCAGGGUGCCGUGUCCGUACUGCUCGCGAACGUUCACCAGGAAUAACACCGUCAGACGGCACAUCGCGCGAGAGCACAAAAACAACAUCAAGGCCUUGAUAAACCAGUCUAACCAUUCGGUCUCGGACCCCAUGCCUCAGUAACAAUGUCUUCGGCGUCGCUGUCAUCCUCGCCGUCGCCACCGUGGUCGUCGUCGCGGUCCGCGCGCGGUGGUACCGUUGGGUAACAAUCCCGCCGGUGACCACCUCGCCAGAGAGCCGACCGUGAGACUGGACCGCGGUGAGUGCGCGCGAGACGAGAGGAGAGGCUGCAGUUAGGUACCUUCGUUUACCCUUCGUCGUCGUCAGCGAACGCCGUCCCGGAUCCUCGGCCGCGAGGACAAUCUCUUCGCGUGCGCGCCUGGAAAAUCGCACGAGAAAUCGUAACUAGGGGCACGACCGUGAAGAUUCGUACGGGGGAAGAGGCAAGUACGGAAAAGAGACGUGAAGGAGGAACACGGAACAGCAAGGACAACGCAACGGGGCGCCUCGGGCACGCUCGCGAAAAAAAAAAGAAAUAAUAAUAACGCUGCGAAUCACAAAGCUAGUCAAUGAAAGUGCAACGGUCAAGUAAGGAUUAUUACUAACUAAGGAGCUCAUUAAGCGAGGCGGGAGAAGAUAAUGGGUGGAAGAUAACGAGCAGAGCGGCGAACGGCGCAUAAGCACGUAUGUACACGCAGAGCCGUUAUAGCGCAGGCGACUGCGACGAGAGAGAACCAAAAUGCACAAACUCAGGUAAACUUGAAUCCGUGGCACGGACACAGCGCCAGGAGUAAAACAAAACAAAAAAAAUAAUAAUAAAAGCGCUACCUUUUCGAUAGUUCAACAUUACCAUAGCUCGGAUUACUCGCCGUCGCAUUUCAAUCGUUAAAAACGCCGUUAACCGGUUUACCUGUUUUCUGGUACUACUAUCGCUGUUGAAGAAGUCGAGCCUAUAGGAUCGCGACGCUCCGACGGGCGAUACCUGUCCAAUAACGUUUACGUUACGUUACGCGCGCACCAGUGCCAAAGACAAGACGCUUUUUCUACUAUACUGGAGUAAUCACACGUCAAUCUCUUUUUUUUUUUUUUUUAGUUUCGCCUUUUCAUACACCCGCGUACAACACGCACCUCACUACUAUAAUAUAAUAAUAAUAAUAUUAAUAAUAAUAAUAAUCGCGGUGGGACCCACAUAUCGCGCCGAGACGACAACCGACCAAGUACACACCUUUUAUACAGUUACGAUUUUAUAGAACGUUUACGAGAUUACUGCGAUUCUAGGGCAGACGACUGUCGUGCGAUUAGCCGCGAGGGUGCCGCGCGACCGCUCGCGCGCAAAGAUACUUUUUGGCGAACGCGCGAUGCAGAAGCAAGUCGACCAAUAGCAAUAAUCACGUUGAUACGCCACUACACUACGUCGACAUCGAUUCUUCUGGAGAGGAGAAAAAAAAUGAGAGAGUGGAAAAACGGAAAAACGAAUCAUGGCGUUCGCCACGAAGAAUUUGUCGCGCGGCGGUCGCGGCGCUUCGCGGCGAAACGAACACUACCACUUUGUUACCUGUUUACAAUGUUUAAAAUGCGGACUUUUGUCCGGAGCAAUAGUCGCGUACCGUGAAAUAUAAAAAUAGAGUAUAGCCGUCGAUCACACAUGUGUGAUUUUGAAACAGUGCGCGCGAUUACGCGCGAAAUAGUUGCUAUCCCGGUUGUAUAAGAUGUGAUCAAUGCAAUAGAUUUAUAUUACACAUUACCUAUAUGUAUAGAUAUAUAGAGAUAUACUCCUAGUCAGGAUAGCACCGACGAUAUUACUUGUUACAGUAUUUACAAUUUAUGCAGAUUAAUCUGUAUCUUAUUUUUUUUUCCUUUUUUACUUGUUCUCCCUUUCGUUUGAUUUUGUUCUUCCUUUCGCAGAAAGUUUUUAAACGGUUAUAUUCUCACAACGACGCCCGCCUACCGUAAGUUAUUCAGAGACAAUAGAGAGAUAUAGAGAAUUAUUUAGUAUUUAAAAGCGCGUUGUGUGCGCGAGCUGGGGUUAUAAUAGUGCACGCGGGAUAGAGGACCGAAGGAGAAGUUCAUUUCCAAGUUGUUUUUAUUUUACUUCUACUGCGUUUCGUUUUUUAUUUUUUUUUUCUCUUCUUCUUCUGUUUCUUUCACGUUAAUUUCUUUCUAGUAACAUGCCAAAUAUAAUACGUGAGCACUCGUCGCGCACGCGCGCGCAUAACUCUGCCAAAAGUAUGUGACAGUACUACCUCAUCGUUUUGCAAUGCAUUACACACACAGGGAACACAAUAGCGAUAUAUUAUACAGUAUAAUAGAAACCUGUACAUUCCGUACAGCCGCUACUACUAUUACUACUACUACUACUACUACUACUACUACUAUUACUACUACUUUGUCCGGUUAGUGUCGGAGCAGUUCUCCUGCCAUUGCUACCCUCCUGCAGGGUAACGCAAGAUCGUAGAUCUCGGAGCUCACAAACCGAAUCGCUACAUAUUUCGCUCACUUCGUAAGUCAGAACGAAUCGAUCCACACUAGUCAACCGCAACGUACGUUCGAUAUCCUGUUUCUGUAACCGCCGCAGUUUCAUUCCUGUCCCGCGAGGUCCAUUUCAACCGCGUAGAAAGCUCCGGGAUCUCCGAUUCGCGCACGUGAUGUCUGUCUGUACGUAAAAUAGAUAUCCGUUUUCUUUCCGUAUUUCUUUUUGUCGCGAGGGCGCAUUAUUAAGAUGCAACAUGUAUGUACAACUGUGAAGCCGUAGUGAGUGAGCGCGAGAGCGAGCGAGUGCGUGCACACGCAUGGUGCGUGAAUAGCCGUGAAGCGAUUCGCGGGUAGGAGAUGGAGCCGCGAUUGUCGUCGCGGCUCGUUGUCGAAAUUUUGUCGCGAGAUCGUCCGACGUGUGUCUCGGACUGUUUGCUAGGCGGUUGCGACUGGUUGCACCGUUUUCGUUCCGGAGAUGAGAAGCGAGAGAGGUGAUGGGGAGAAAACGUCGAGCUCUCGCUGAGAAGAAGUUGACGAAAUCAGCGCCGAUGCGCUGGCAAAAACGGUGGUAGUGAUGGGGAAAAAGCGAAAAUUAUUCGAGCGUAGGUGACAUCGAUUAUCCCGAGAGAGAAAGAGAGCGCAAAGAAAAGUUAACCGGGGGAUGGGAUUGAUGCUGGACGACGGAGAUUACAUAGUCAUAGGGAAGUUAAUUCCCGGAGGGGGAGAAGCCGCGGGAAAAGGAUAUUCAAAGAUGUUAUGUGUCGUUUACGUAUGUGAUGAUAGGAACAUACACACACGCGCACACACCUACACACGUACAUACACGUACACGAAGGGUUAGGGAGAGGGAGAGAGAAAGUUAUGGGAGAUACAUACGUACACACGCACGUGGAUAUAGCACACAUGCUCGUGUAAAUAGAUAUCGCGUAUGCCAAGUUAUAUAAUGAAUCUUUUACUUAAUAUAUAUACAAAAUAUAUAUAUUGUUUUCGGCUGUUCUGCUAAGCAGAGGCAAGGAUGGACGGGGGAAAGGAUACCUUUAAGUGGUACAAUGAAUUAGCGUUAAGUUUAAAUAAAGGGAUCGAGUUAUCGGCAGUGGAGCGGCGAAAUUUGGCAAGUUAGAGUAAAUGACGUCACAGGCGCGGAAUUUCCGGGGAAGUCGGUUAAACCCAGGGUUUAAUUGUUUUGUCAUACGUAAAGAGUGCAUACGUAGUAAAGGUAUUUCAGACACUCGACACGUACGCGAGAAUACACACGCACACGCACAUACACACGUACACAUGUGUAGUAGAAGAUCGGAAGAGCGAGAGAUAAAACGUCGGUCGAGGAAGUGAAACAAGAUGACACACGUACCUAAAAGAUAAACGGGGUAGAAUUAAAAAGUGAAAAAUUAGAAUUAAUUAGUCGUAUAUUAUCGCGACAUCGGUAUUAGGCACGUAAACAUACGUAAUUCGGGACGGCCGGAAAUCGGCAAUUGGACUCAAAUCGAUUUUUAAUCGUUGAUUUCGUCGUCGCUUUGCUCAAAAAAAGAAGUAACCGAACGAUUCUUGUGAACGCGCUUUCGAAACGAAAUUACUCUUAUUGUUUUACUCUUUACUCUCGAUUCUCGCCGAUCUCGUCAACCUCGAGCCCUCUCCGGCUCGAGGACGAUAUUCCAAAUUCGCUGUUACAGUCGAUUUUCGUCGAGGUACGGAUCGGCGAUUGGAAGUCGAAAACGCGGAAAACGAACGCGCGCUUCCGCCUUCCAUGCUUUCACGGUCCGUCGUGCAUCCGGUGUAAGAAUUAUAUUUGGUCUAUAUGUAUAUAUAUGUACACGCAAAAAUACAUACACAUACACAUACAGACAGCAGACACGUAACACACGCUACACACGUACACGACACUCGCGCGACGCGCGUACGCGCAAAACGCGUGUACGCGUAUGUAUGUACCAUUAUUGUAUCACGGCGGUAGGAUAAAAUGUUGCAUGUUGUUUCUAUAAUAUGUGUUUUACGGAUUGAGAAUCCUUUAUAGAUGUCGUGUGUGACACAAGGCUUGACACGAGAGGCGAGAAAGAUUCACACCGUGGCUCGCUCGCGCGCGCCACGCUUUCGAGGAGCAAAAUGCGAACGCGUUUUGUGCGAGGAAGCUCAACGGAUUAAAAAUUUGACAAUCUUUCAAAACGCGUCACUCAUUUCUAAAUUGAUCGCGCGAACAGUAUCUUCGAAAUUAAAAAAAAAAAAGAGUGACCAAAGUUACACCAAAAUUCCACGAGACGAGACGUAGAGGAAAGUCUCGCACGUAUUCGGUUCUUUCGGCAAGCAAUUCGAACGUUGAUGACUGUCAUUAAAUUAAACAAUGACUUACGAUAUUUCGACCGCUAUAUUCGAAAGCUGCGCGUUUUCGAGCACGUUCGAGAUGAACGACGGUCACGGUGUGAACGGGCUUUCCGUAACGGGGAACCUUCGUUAUCAUUCACGUCGCACGGGCAGCUCCGGUAGGGCAGAGAGAAAGAGAGAGAGAGAGAGAGAGAGAGAAAGGAAAUCGCGGGCUGCCCGCGGGCGAGGAGUGAAGGAAAACAAAAUUGAUGUCAUCACUGCACCUACACCGCGCGCAGAGAGUGCACUGGCAACUACUGUACCGUUUGCUCGUAUAGUAUAUAAUAGUACUAUACCGUAGUUGAUAAUGAUUACAUAGUACAUGUAUCACGCACGCAUUAAGCAUAUUUAAAAAAAAAUUGACGGAGCAAGGAAAGGAAAAAAGGGGAAAAAAAACAAAAAGAAGAUACACGGUAGAUGGGGGGACAAAACGAAGGAGACAAGGGAGAUAACAGACACACGGUGUAUGUAGCGAUGUCGCAGAGCGGGACCUCGAACGUCCGGGGAAACGAGCGGCCGUCGUUUUCUCGGCCGCAAACUUAUAGUACAAAGUAAACGUAAUGUUUAAUAAGAGUUAAUUAAC
This is a messenger RNA of Monomorium pharaonis (pharaoh ant), 6900 nucleotides long. RefSeq names its product zinc finger protein chinmo (gene chinmo). NCBI's taxonomy places the organism in Eukaryota, Metazoa, Arthropoda, Insecta, Hymenoptera, Formicidae. Gene Ontology annotation, biological process: regulation of transcription by RNA polymerase II. The record is from RefSeq and is a predicted model, not a curated record. Gene Ontology annotation, cellular component: nucleus. Gene Ontology annotation, molecular function: protein binding.